Messenger RNA from Struthio camelus australis, 858 nucleotides. The record is from RefSeq and is a predicted model, not a curated record. Lineage: Eukaryota; Metazoa; Chordata; Aves; Struthioniformes; Struthionidae.
AUGCACCCAGGGUCUGGAUUAGACCAGACUGGGGGAGGGGGUCUGUGCCACCCACCUGAUCUCUGCACCUUCAGCUUCACAGACCCAGUCGUGUCCAUGGAGCUGCUGCGAGCCGUCCUGCAGCCCAGCAUCAAUGAGGAAAUCCGAGGCGUCUUCAACAAGUACAUGAAGUUUUUCCAGAAAGCAGCAAUCAAUGUGCGUGAUAAUGUCGGGGAGGAGGUGGACCCAGAGCAGCUCAUCCAGGAGACGUGCCGGAGUUGCCUAGAACAGGCCAAGCUGCUUUUCUCUGAUGGCAAAAAGGUGAUCCCAAGGUUGCCCCAUGAGCAGGCGGUACCGAAGCGUGCCAGACAGAUGGAUGAGGAGUUGAAUCGGCGAGGAAGCCCUGUUCCCAAAAAGAGAAAGGGUCGGCCUCCAGGACAGAGCCUGGCAAAUGAUCGUGGGGUCUCGGGCAUGGCUGCGUGGAAGCUCAAAGUCUCUGAGCCCGUGAGAAGGGAUGGACCAAAGUGGGAUCCAUCCCGACUGACUGAAACCACAACCUUUGUGCUGGGAUCUCGAGCAAACAAAGCUCUCGGGAUGGGAGGAACAAGAGGGCGACUCUACAUCAAACAUCCCCACCUCUUUAAGUAUGCAGCCGAUCCGCAAGAUAAGCACUGGCUGGCAGAGCAGCAGCACAUGAGGGCCACUGGGGGCAAGAUGGCUUAUCUCCUCAUUGAAGAGGAUAUUCGGGAUUUGGCUGCCAGUGAGGAUUACAGGGACUCCGUUGACCUGAAGCUGGAGGAGCUGAAGCCCUUCAUCCCACCGGCCUGGAUGACGGAGAAGAUGCAGAAGUACAUGGAGACGCUUCGCAAGGGAGGGGAC